Thalassophryne amazonica is the source of this 2950-nucleotide messenger RNA. Its product is annotated as secretory carrier-associated membrane protein 1-like. Gene Ontology annotation, biological process: protein transport. The transcript is spliced from 9 exons. Bases 117 to 1121 code for a protein of 334 amino acids. NCBI's taxonomy places the organism in Eukaryota, Metazoa, Chordata, Actinopteri, Batrachoidiformes, Batrachoididae. The record is from RefSeq and is a predicted model, not a curated record. Gene Ontology annotation, cellular component: recycling endosome membrane; trans-Golgi network membrane.
UUACCUCUUUCGCGUGUCUAAACGCUUUCCUGCGUUGCUAAAGCAGUCGGUUUUGUUGUCGAUAUUAGUUUUAAAUCCUAUUUAAACGAAACUGUUGAAGUCGUCCUGUUGUCGUAAUGUCGGACUUCGACAGCAACCCUUUCGCAGACCCGAACUUCAGCCCCUUUCAGGAUCCAUCAGUGACACAAGUAAGACAACCUGGUCCUCCAGGAUUGGAGGAGUACAAUCCAUUCACAGAUGCCAAACAAAUACCUGCGGCUGUGGGGGCAAAGACUGUAGCGCCCACCAUCAGCAUGCAGCCUGCCAUCAUGAAGCCCACAGAGGAGCCGCCAGCAUACUCUGAGCCUCAGGAACAGCCGAGAGCAGCUGCUGAGCUGUUGAGGAGGCAGGAGGAGCUGGAAAGGAAAGCUGCAGAGCUGGACCGUCGGGAGAGAGAAAUGCAGUCACUCAGUGCUUCAGGAGGCAGGAAAAACAACUGGCCUCCCCUCUCAGAGAAGUUUCCUGUAGGCCCCUGUUUCUACCAUGAUAUUACAGUGGACAUUCCUGUGGAAUUUCAGAAGACAGUCAACAUUAUGUACUACCUCUGGAUGUGUCACACUGGGACCCUGUUUGCAAAUAUGAUUGGCUGCUUGGCCUGGUUCUCUGUGGACAGGGCACGCGGGGUGGACUUCGGCUUGUCCAUCCUCUGGUUACUUAUCUUCACGCCGUGCUCUUUUGUUUGCUGGUACAGACCACUUUAUGGUGCAUUCAGGAGUGACAGCUCAUUCAGGUUUUUUGUUUUCUUCUUUGUGUACAUCUGUCAGUUUGGCAUCUACCUUAUCCAGUCUAUUGGCAUCACUGGUUGGGGGGCCAGCGGGUGGAUUUCAGCUUUGACCGGCCUGAAUCGGAGCAUCCCAGUGGGCAUCAUAAUGCUCUUCAUCGCUGCUCUCUUCACCUCGUUGGCUGUCAUGUCGCUUCUUAUGUUCAAAAAGGUCCAUGCCAUGUACCGCACUACUGGUGCCAGCUUUGAGAAGGCACAACAGGAGUUUGCUACAGGCGUCAUGUCCAACAAGACGGUCCAGACAGCUGCUGCUAACGCAGCCUCCAGGGCUGCACAGGGGGCUUUCAAAGAGCAGGUCUGAUUGGUCCAGAGAGCCUGCUUGUGUUAUGCCCCGCCCCACAGCCCCUCUUUUGCCCACAGGGUGUGUCCCCCAUCCAUUUCCAUUGAGCCAGCAGGCCUGUUUGAACACACGGUGAGUGCCCCAUUUCUCUCACCCGCUCACACCCGAUGUGUAAACUCAGUCUGACUGCGACAGGAGCUGGCGGGAGGAACGUUUAUGGGGCCACAUCGCUCUCCUGACCAAACUCUGCUCCUCGGCCCACUGGUUUGUGACUCACAGACUCUGGAUCUUCUCACUUUUUUAUUUUUUCUUUGUGGUUGUGUAUGUGUGUGGCCAACACAAUGAACAUUUGUGUGCCUCUCUAAUGGUUGGCACCACCCUCAGAGUGCGCCCUCUGUAGACAGAUUGCAAUGUAGCUGAACCAUGUGUGACCUUCUGAACCUUUUCUUUCCCCUGUUUCCAAGUACAGCAUUGUGCUUUCCUGUGUGCCUGACCCGUUCUUUCUUUUCAGUACCUUCUCCAUUUAAAGUGGCUGAUUGUUUGCAUAGAUGGAAGCCUUCGUAAACUAUGUGGUUGUCAUUUUUAGUGCCAGUCCCAAUAUCCACAUGCACACUCACAGACUGUGGUGCGCAUUCACCCAGAGAGGCGGGAGGACUGUCAAAUUGUCAAGGGCACGAAGGUUCUCAUGCAGACUCCUUGAACCCUUUUCGCCCACUUGACAUUUCUACUGAAUUUUCUUAAGGGAAUCACCCACAGUUCAUAGCAUUGUGACAUUACACACAGGGCUGUCUGGGGAAGCCCAGACCCCAAGAUUUCCAUCAUUUGGAUUAUAGUUUUAACAUAAACUGAUAAGAUAAACUUUAUUGGUCCCACAACAGAGAAAAUCACUGUUGUAGCAGCAAAAGUCGUACACGAGUAAAGAAAAAAAAUUUACAUUAAAGAAAGGUGACUAAAGUAUAUUGUAAUGUUUGCUGGUGGAUGCAUAAAUACUGGUGUGAACAGACUGUGUGUAAAAACAAAAUAUAAGUUAAAAAAAAAAAAUAUAUAGAUUGCACAGGAUAAAAUGCACAGAUGUGCUUGUAAUAAAGCACAAAAAGUGGCGGUAAAAGUAGUUAAUAGUGCAAUAGUGAUAUAUUUAACAUAAAGUUUAUUUGUCAGUCAAGUACAAAUGUAACUGUAAGAAUGAGAUUUAUGUAGUAGGCCACUAAUAAUUUGUUUUUUGAAUGCAUAAUAACCAGAUUUAUGUAUUUAUCAUAAAGAAAUCCACUGAAAAUUUUGGUAUAUUGGGUGGAAAGGUGAGCCUUUAUAAACCAAACCAUACGUUUUUAAAAUGUUAUAAAAGUAUUCCAUAUUACACACAUACUUUAUUCAUCAAUCAGUUCCUUAAAUUCUUGCUUAUUGAUGCCAUUUUGGAGAUAAAAGAGAAAAGUAAUUACAGAAUUAGCUCUUGUCCACUCUGUGAGGGAAGAGUAGAGAAAAAUUUGCCCCUCAAAUACUUCUGCUGUGAAAGUAACCAAAAAUAAAAAACAAAAUCUAAAAUAAAAGGCCUCAAACACAAACUUAAAAGAAAAAGAAAUAAAAAACUCAGGCUGUUAACUAAGAUUACACAUUUUCAUUACGUAAAAAUAACAUUUCCAUCUAUUUUCAGAAUAUUUUUAAUAUAAAAGCUACUAAACUUAAUGUGAAAUUGUCAGUCACCCAAAGAUGAAAGUUGUUUUUAAUACAUUAUCAGAUUUAUGUAUGAACAUUCAUCUGAAGCAGUUCAACUGAUACAUGUGGAUGAAAUAACAUGUUAGUUUUGGUUAAAACUGCAAUUUAAAUGGAUGAAAGUGUUGUAAGCAUUUAAAAUG